This is a messenger RNA of Polyodon spathula (Mississippi paddlefish), 1206 nucleotides long. RefSeq names its product mitochondrial ribosomal protein L24 (gene mrpl24). Gene Ontology annotation, biological process: translation. Lineage: Eukaryota; Metazoa; Chordata; Actinopteri; Acipenseriformes; Polyodontidae. The record is from RefSeq and is a predicted model, not a curated record. Bases 243 to 893 code for a protein of 216 amino acids. Gene Ontology annotation, molecular function: structural constituent of ribosome; RNA binding. Gene Ontology annotation, cellular component: mitochondrion; ribosome. The transcript is spliced from 6 exons.
GUUUUGAAAGAUAAAUCUUUUUUUUUUAGACGCUGUAAAGUGUUGAUGAAUUUCGAAGGAUUGUUUAUUAUUUGUUUUGCUUUACUUAUAUAAACAACGUUACUUGAUAAAUAAAAAAAGCUAGCACAGUAGAAGCUCUUAAUUAAUUCGAGGAACCCACUGAAACGGGGUGAAGGUCGAGAGGUCCGGCUGCUUGAUUGAGACUUCAUUGACCUGCAAAGAAGAGAAAGCGGUUCUGAAGGAUGCGUCUCACGGUCUUGCUGGCGAUGGCGGCCCGUGCGAGGGUGCCCCCGGAUUACCGCUACGGGACGAGCCGCCCGUGGACCCUUGGCGCUCAGAGGAUGAACCCGCCUGGCAGGAAGCGCCGCAAGGUGUUUGUGGAGCCGAUCGCACCCGAGGAGUGGAGCCUCUUCAAGGGAGACACGGUGGAAGUCCUGGCUGGGAAGGAUUUGGGAAAACAGGGGAAGAUCAGUCAGGUGAUCCGGGCUCGGAACUGGGUGAUCCUGGAAGGACUGAACACGCACUACCGCUACAUUGGGAAGUCUGGGGAGUAUCGAGGGACUUACAUUGCCAGCGAAUCCCCGCUGCUGGUCAGAGAGGUCGCCCUGAUUGACCCUUCGGACAGGAAGCCCGUGCAGGUGGAGUGGCGCUUCACGGAGGAAGGGGAGAGAGUGAGGGUGUCUCUCCGGACCGGGAGGAUCAUUCCCAAGCCCGUGGUGCAGAGGAGGGACGGCAUUGUCCCGGAGCAAUGGAAAGACGGGCCCAAAGACACCUCUCCCGACGACACGCUGGAGAAAACCUACCGCGCCUCUCUGAAAACAUUCGAGGAGGAAAUCGCCGAGGCGACCGGCGUCAUAGAAACCAGACCGCCCCGCAGAAGCUUCUGGUACUGAGCUGCGCUGGGCUCAAAACGGGCGAGAGACUGACCAGCGGGACCGGGCGUGUGGGGAUAUAUCUCACUCUGGGACCCCCACCCCCCCCCGUGAAUUCCACUUGCUUUUAAUGCCGCUGGAUUAUUUGUUGUCACUGAAAUGUCAGACUCCGGUCCUGGUCCGAACAACUUGAUCCUUUGUUCAAGGGGGGGGGGGGGGUGGUGGUGUUGGUCAGCAGUUUAAACUUGUACCCAGGGCUGGAAAUCAGACUCCUGUUGCACAGCAGUGUCACCCAGUCCAGGUUUCACUAGCAGCUUGAUCAGCCCCAGUGGGU